AUGGCAGCUAGUGAAGAUUCUAGCAAGGCCAUCAACAAGGCCGAUGUCCGAGAAAACGACAGCAGUGAUGAGUCUGGUUCCUCAUCAAUCGAACACCCUUUUACGGAUCCUGAAAUAGCCGAUCGUUGGCGCAAGGUAUACGAAAAUGCAAAGUAUGAGAAUCGUCACCGGUUUGAUCCAAACUGUACCUGGACGGCCCAGGAAGAGAAGAAGCUUGUUAGAAAGAUCGACUUCCGCAUCUGUCUUUGGGCAUGGGUCAUGUUCCUCUCCCUGGACUUCCACCGGCGUAACAUCAACCGUGCUAUCUCCGACAACAUGUUACCAGAAAUCGGCAUGACUACAAACGACUUCAACUAUGGCCAAACCAUCUUUCUCGUUUCGUUUCUUUCUGCUGAGUUGCCCAGCGGGUUGGUCAGCAAGAAGCUCGGUGCUGAUCGAUGGAUUCCUUUUCUCAUUUGCUGCUGGUCUCUAGUCGCAGGUUCUCAGGCUGCACUGCAUAGCCGAAAUGCUUACUUCGCCAUCAAGGCUCUUCUCGGUCUUUUGAUGGGUGGAUUCAUCCCGGAUAUCGUGCUUUGGCUCACUUACUUCUACAAGUCCAAUGAGCUACCCAUCAGACUGGCCUUUUUCUGGACUGCGCUUAGCACCAGCAACAUCGUUGGUUCUCUUCUUGCAGCAGGCAUUCUGCAGAUGCGAGGUGUCUUGGGAUGGGGUGGCUGGCGAUGGUUGUUUCUCAUUGAGGCUAUUGGAACGUUCAUCAUCGGCCUCUUCUCUUGGGUUCUCAUGCCCCCUGGCCCAUGUCAGACCAAGAAUUGGUUCCGUGGUAAGGAUGGAUGGUUCAAUGAGCGUGAAGAGUAUAUCAUGGUGAAUCGACUGCUUCGUGAUGAUCCGAGCAAGGGAGAUAUGAACAAUCGAGAAGCCGUCAACCUCUCCAAGCUCUGGAAGGCUAUCAAGGACUGGGAACAGUGGCCAUUGUACAUCAUCGGUCUCAUGGUCUAUAUUCCUCCUUCCCCCUUCAACACUUACCUCUCUUUUAUCCUUCGCCAAAUCGGGUUCUCCGUCUUCCAAGCCAACCUUCUCGCAAUUCCCUCCCAAUUCCUCUACGCCGUCAACUUACUCAUCAUCACCUGGCUCUCAGAGCGAGUCAAAGAACGAGGAAUGCUAUCAUCAAUCUCCAACAUCUGGAUCUUCCCUUGGGUUCUUGCCCUCGUUGUCCUUCCUGGCGACAUAUCCCCCUGGGUUCGAUAUGCUCUCAUCACAGGUCUUCUUAGCUACCCAUACUGUCAUGCUAUUCUAGUCGGCUGGAAUGCCAAGAAUAGCAACAGUGUGCGCACGAGAGCUAUCAGUGCGGCUCUGUACAACAUGUUUGUGCAGACGGGUAACAUUGCUGCGUCCAAUAUCUUCCGUGAAGAUGACCAGCCUCUGUAUCGCCGUGGUAACAGAGUCAUUCUUGGUAUUACAUGUGCCAACAUUGUUCUGUUUUACUUGGUCAAGGGGUUCUAUCUCUGGCGAAACAAGGUCCGCGACGAGAGAUGGAAUACUUUGACUAAGGAGCAGCAGCAGGAUUAUCUUCUCAACACUACAGAUGAGGGUCAGCAGCGAAUGGAUUUUAGAUUCGCCCACUAG
Molecule: messenger RNA, 1623 nt
Organism: Fusarium sp. VM40
Lineage: Eukaryota; Fungi; Ascomycota; Sordariomycetes; Hypocreales; Nectriaceae
Source: the annotation of a GenBank genome assembly